Molecule: messenger RNA, 1195 nt
Organism: Symbiodinium sp. CCMP2456
Lineage: Eukaryota; Dinophyceae; Suessiales; Symbiodiniaceae
Source: the annotation of a GenBank genome assembly
GCCUUCUGGUUCGCGGUCGUGGCGGCGAUCGCCGCCGUUGUUUACGUACGCUCGGCGGCUAGUCCCACCGAAGAGCCGAAGAACGGGCCGUUGAAAAUCACGUUCAUCACUGCGGGAGCCGGCGAGUACUGGGACGCGGCGGUCCGAGGCGCGGAAGACGCCGCCGAACAGCAGGGGAUCACGCUCAACGUCGUCAAGCUGAAGAGCCCCGAGAGCGUUGAAGAGCAGAUGCAGGCGCUGUCGGUGGCCAGCAUGUCGAACGCCAACGGCGUGGCGAUCAGCCCGAUCGACCCCGAGCGGGUGACGCCGCUCAUCACCCAGAUCGCCAGCAUCAAGCCGGUGGUGACUUACGACUCCGACGCCUCGAAGUCCGCCCGUCACGGCUAUAUCGGCACGAGCAACUUCAGCGCGGGGCUGGUCGCGGGGACCCUCGUGAAAACGGCGAUUCCCGAGGGGGGCAAGAUCGCGGUCUUCAUGGCCAACGAGACCAAAGAGAACCUGAUCGAACGCCAGGGCGGCCUGCGGACGCGCAUCGCCGAGUCUCCCGAUCCGGCGGAGUCGCCGGUCGAUCCGCGCUACACGAUCGUCGGCUUCUAUCCAGACGGUGGCGACGACGAAGUUUGCAAGGCGAAGCUCGCCGAGGUGCUCGAAGAACACCCGGACCUUGCCUGUGUGGUGACGCUCAAUUCACGGCAAGGGCCCGUGGUGCUCGAUGCUCUUCAAGAACUCAAAAAUAGUGGCCAAGUUAAGAUGAUCGCCUUCGACACAUCGGAUAAAAUACUGCAAGCGAUCGAAGAGGGCCGUGUCUUCGCGGCUGUCGCUCAAGACGCGUACAAGUACGGCUACGAGGCGGUCAAGAUGGUCAGCUACCUCUGCCGCGGUGAAGAAGAGUUUUUGCCGGUCGUUGGCCGGGGCGCCAUCCAUAUCAGCGUAGAACCGAUCCGUCAGGUUGAAAUGCCGGAAUCCCUCGGGCCGGGCCCUUACGCACGCUACGCAUGCUUCUUGUUGGCUGUGGGCCUCGCGGUGCUCGGUGUAUCGGUGAAGGCGGCGGACCCGCGGCUGGGCCGACUCGUGAACCUGCGGACUGACCGUUUCCCUUUCACGCCGCCAACGUCGGUUGAAGAGUGGAAUCAGCGAUCCGCAGAGGUGCGGCGUCAGGUGCUCGUCGCGGCCGGCUUGUGGCCGAUGCCCGAAC